AUGGCGCCCAUACGGAGAUAUCUGCGCAUCACCAAGUACUCGGUCCUCGAAUGCCGCAUCUAUCUCGACAACCCGGCUCUGGCGGAGAGCUGGUUGUUGAAUUCCAGAAAUCCGAUUCUUCCUCGGGUCAUCGAGAGCGUGCGUCCGUUGGUCCUGCCGAAACUCCGCGAGGAGAAUGAGCGCAGCAAGGCUAGGGGCAAGAAGAAGAGCGUGAAGGAUGUCGUCGUGGAAGAGGACUUCGAGGUCUCGAUCUUCUUGACCGAGACGAGUACACGACACUCCCUGCUUACGAAGCAGAAGCACUUCCGCGAUCUGAACAAGAAGGGCUUGCAAUCGAAUUCUCAUAAGCUUACGGGAGAUACAAAUGAUACUGCUAUCGACGUUGAGGAUACGCCGGCCAUAAGAAGGGAGGAGAGUGAUGAAGAUACACUGAACCUACAGGAUCUGCCAGCCCUACAGGAUUUCCCUGCUGUGGAGGGUAUAUCGGAAGCCGACUCUCUCUUUGUAGAUGAAGACGAAGAACCUCGAGGAUCUAAACGACCCAGAGCAGCAACCAACGAAUCGGCCUCCGCAUCUUCGCCAGGCUUGGAAUCACUGCCGAAGCGCAGGAAGGAUGCUACACCAGUGGAGGAGGAAUCUGACGACAAGAAGAAAAUGGCCAUGGAGACGACUUACGAUGGAUUCGCGAUCUAUGGCCGCGUGUUAUGUUUGGUCAUCAAACGCAAGGACAAGAAGGGCAAAGGGCCAGUGAACGCCGGUCAGGCAAUGAUGGAAGAUUGGAUUACUUCAACACAGAUGCCUCCCCCA
This is a messenger RNA of Amorphotheca resinae ATCC 22711, 807 nucleotides long. RefSeq lists its product as hypothetical. The record is from RefSeq and is a predicted model, not a curated record. The annotation marks the transcript as partial. The transcript has 2 exons. Lineage: Eukaryota; Fungi; Ascomycota; Leotiomycetes; Helotiales; Amorphothecaceae.